Notothenia coriiceps (black rockcod) is the source of this 622-nucleotide messenger RNA. RefSeq names its product diacylglycerol kinase theta (gene dgkq). The transcript is spliced from 5 exons. The annotation marks the transcript as partial. Gene Ontology annotation, biological process: signal transduction. The record is from RefSeq and is a predicted model, not a curated record. NCBI's taxonomy places the organism in Eukaryota, Metazoa, Chordata, Actinopteri, Perciformes, Nototheniidae.
GAGGCGGUGUUGCGCUCCUUCUUCCUCCCCGGGGAUCCUCAGAACUUUGAGCUGAAGGAGGUCGUCGCCGUGCAGCGUCUCCAUAGCGACGACAUAUUCAACCGUAACGGGGACCAUGACAACCAUUCCCCCGAUAACGGGACCCCCGACAACCGGACCCCCCCGAGGGAGGGUUGCCCCGACAACGCCUGGCUGCUGAGGCUCCGCCCCCGUGACCCAGAGGUCAUCGAGGUGUUCUCCAGCUGGAACAGGUCCUUCGUCUCGGUCUCCGUCUCUAAAGACAGCUCAGCAGAGACGGUUCUCUCAGAUGUCCUCAGGCGGCUGGACAGAAAGGAGGAGGAUGUGUCCAGCUUCAGUCUGAUGGAGGUCUACAUGAGCAGCAAGCAAGUCCAGAGACAGACGCUGUCCCCUCAGGAGAAGAUCCUGGAGAAGCUGCAGGAGAUCAGGAAGGUGUCUUUGCGUCAGAUGAACCAGACGCGGUUGGUGGCGGUGCCGAACAGGAAGGGGGGGGUCCUCUCUGCUCAGCAGGGGGUCCAGGUGAGUCUGCUGAUCGGAGGCCUGGACCCCCUGCUGAGCAGAGAGGAAUACGAGAGGCUGAUCCAGGAGCAGCUGACCAACAAGA